UUGAAAGCCCAAAGCCCGCCCAUUCAUUUUCUUUUUUCGCAUUCGUUCCAGCCAGCUCGCGCACCCGAAAAGUCUUAAAUAACUAUUAAUCGCUCCCGCACGUGCCUAGCUAUAAUUUGCAGUGAGAUAAUACAUUACUUGAGCUUGGCAGCGUCUACGGCAAGAACAGCACAAUCUGCAGAAAAGUUAUGCAUUUGGCAUUACAUAAGAAGCGAAUGGCUACGCGAAAAUAAUUGCUAAUCGGAAGAAGAUUGAAAGCAGCGCCAGCGAACGCUGCCCACCAAGCAAUUGAAGAUAUUUCAUCAGCAAUUUAGGAGCGCAGCAACAGCAAGAGUUUCAAACUGAGAAAAAGUCUUGUACACUGGGAAACAAAGUAAGAGAAAAUAUGUGCUGGGCAACAAUAAAGGAAAGGCAGGAGUGUAUCAACUGUAGCAGCAGCAGCAGUGACGCCGCCAACAACAGCAACCAGAACCACAGAGAGUGUGCGCCUAGCAACAAGAUCAAUUCGGCGAGCGAAUUUCUUUGAUUUGCGCCCAUGUG
Messenger RNA from Drosophila obscura, 540 nucleotides. RefSeq lists its product as uncharacterized. Lineage: Eukaryota; Metazoa; Arthropoda; Insecta; Diptera; Drosophilidae. The transcript has a single exon. The record is from RefSeq and is a predicted model, not a curated record. Bases 386 to 526 code for a protein of 46 amino acids.